Tupaia belangeri chinensis (Chinese tree shrew) is the source of this 1621-nucleotide messenger RNA. It is a transcript of the gene PEX11B, whose product is annotated as peroxisomal biogenesis factor 11 beta. The record is from RefSeq and is a predicted model, not a curated record. Lineage: Eukaryota; Metazoa; Chordata; Mammalia; Scandentia; Tupaiidae. The transcript has 4 exons. Bases 53 to 832 code for a protein of 259 amino acids. Gene Ontology annotation, biological process: peroxisome fission. Gene Ontology annotation, cellular component: peroxisomal membrane.
GGGGGCGGGAAUUGGGCGGGAGCAGGGCGGUGAAGUCGAGGCUGCCGCUGUCAUGGACUCCUGGGUCCGCUUCAGUGCUCAGAGCCAGGCCCGGGAGCGUCUGUGUAGGGCUGCCCAGUAUGCUUGUUCCCUACUUGGCCAUGCGCUACAGAGACAUGGGGCCAGUCCUGAGUUACAGAAACAAAUUAGACAACUGGAAGGUCAUCUGAGCCUUGGAAGAAAGCUUCUACGUCUGGGUAACUCAGCAGAUGCUCUUGAGUCAGCCAAAAGAGCUGUACACCUGUCAGAUGUUGUCCUGAGAUUCUGCAUCACUGUCAGUCACCUCAAUCGAGCCUUGUACUUCGCCUGUGACAAUGUCCUGUGGGCUGGAAAGUCUGGACUAGCUCCCCGUGUGGAUCAGGAGAAAUGGGCCCAGCGUUCAUUCAGGUACUAUCUAUUUUCCCUCAUCAUGAAUUUGAGCCGUGAUGCUUAUGAGAUUCGCCUACUGAUGGAACAAGAAUCUUCAGCUUGUAGCCGGCGGCUGAAGGGUUCUGGAGGAGGAGUCCCAGGAGGAAUUGAAACUGGGGGACCUGGGGGUCCAGGGACUCCAGGAGGAAGCCUGCCCCAACUGGUUCUGAAGCUUCGGCUCCGAGUCCUGCUUCUGGCUCGGGUCCUUCGAGGUCAUCCCCCACUUCUGCUGGAUGUGGUCAGAAAUGCCUGUGAUCUCUUCAUUCCAUUGGACAAAUUAGGCCUCUGGCGCUGUGGCCCAGGGAUCGUGGGGCUUUGUGGCCUUGUGUCCUCCAUCUUAUCUAUUCUCACCCUAAUCUGUCCCUGGCUACGACUCAAACCCUGACAGUCUGGUACAGAUAAGGAGGGGACCUGAAUUGGUGAUUUGGAACCUUAGAUUGUCCCCCAUGUACCAGCCACAUUUUAAUUCUACUCCUUGGUUAAAGUUAAAAUCCAGAGAUUUAGGAGUGAAAGAGCUUUGGGGAACAUGAGGUGAGGAAAGGUAACUUGUGAAGUUGAUAGAAUGAUUCUAAUAACCAGAUAUGCCUGAGCUUUUUUUUUUCCUCUUUAAUUGUCUGUCUCUCUCUCGAUUCUUUACGUUCUCUUUCUUACAUCUAUUUAAGAUUCUGUCUGUAUGCAUUUCUCUUUUUUACGUUCUCCCUUUUCAGAAACUUAACAGAAUUUUUUUUUGAUAGGGGAGGUAUAAGGUUUGGUCUAUAAUGUUCGAACUGCCUUCAUCCUUUUUCUCACAGAAGUGGCUUUUGGCAUAUUUUUUCUUUCUUCAAAUUUUAAAUCAUAAUUUGUAAGCCUUUCUAUCCCAAGGGCCACUCCCCUCAUAUUUCUGCACCAUAGGUUGUUUGAUGCUUCCUCUUCUUCCCUCACAUCUACCUCACCAGCCUGCUUCAUGAUUUGGCCCUUAUCUGUACCCAUAUCUUCAGAUUUCUGUUUACACUUUGAUUUCAGAGCUUUGUCCCCUAGCCUUUUCUUACCCCUUCUUUGCCUAUCCAAAAUGAUGCUGUGUUCAGCAUCUUGCUGUAAAUAUUGUACAAUGAUUUUGUGUAAAUAGCUGGGAUCCAUGCCCAAAUGGAGAGCAAGCCUUCCAGGUCAGCAAAUUAAAGAUCAGUUUGUUCAUCGA